Messenger RNA from Polyodon spathula (Mississippi paddlefish), 620 nucleotides. RefSeq names its product hemoglobin subunit alpha-like. NCBI's taxonomy places the organism in Eukaryota, Metazoa, Chordata, Actinopteri, Acipenseriformes, Polyodontidae. The coding region runs from base 70 to 501 and encodes 143 amino acids. Gene Ontology annotation, biological process: oxygen transport; hydrogen peroxide catabolic process. The transcript has 3 exons. The record is from RefSeq and is a predicted model, not a curated record. Gene Ontology annotation, molecular function: oxygen binding; iron ion binding; oxygen carrier activity. Gene Ontology annotation, cellular component: haptoglobin-hemoglobin complex; blood microparticle; hemoglobin complex.
UGAAUUGUCACCAGGUUUUGUCCUACGCACACUUGUUAAACAGUUGGAAAAGAAAACGCAGACCGAAAGAUGACUCUCACAGCAGCAGACAAAGCCCACGUGAAGGCUAUUUGGUCCAAGGCAGGCAGCAAGGCCGAGGAGAUUGGCGCCGAAGCUCUGGGAAGGAUGCUCGAGGUCUUCCCACAGACCAAGACAUACUUCUCCCACUACGCCGAGCUCGGUGUGAAAUCAGCUCAAGUGCGCACCCACGGCAAGAAGAUCAUAGACGCGCUUACCGGCGCAGUCAACCACAUAGAUGAUUUCACUGGGACUCUGUCCUCUCUGAGCACUCUGCACGCCAACACAUUGAGAGUUGAUCCUGCCAACUUCAAGAUCCUGUCCCACACCAUCCUGGUGGUCCUGGCCCUUUACUUCCCUGCUGAGUUCACUCCGGAGGUUCACCUUUCAUGCGACAAGUUCCUUGCCCUCGUGUCCCACGUCCUGGCUGACAAGUACCGCUAAAACAUCGAGAGCCGAGCUCAAGGCAGGACUCUUACUAGCCAUGUCCAGCCGGAGUAUUCAGUUGUUGUCAAUAACAAUAUGAACAUGGAAUAAAUAAAAACUUUUUUCCCCAUUAAAAA